CGCACGAUGUGGGGGCUAUGUCCGCCGCCCUGCAAGCCGAUCCAUCUCACAGCCCCCAAAGAAAGCUGUGCAGGAAAAAAGGUGGUCCCACUCAAAAACACCGUUUCGAAGCUAACGCUAGAAAAUCCAAACUAUGUUUAGUUAUCGAUAUGUUUACAUACUCGCUGAAGAAUUGUUAAACGAUUUUCACGUCGGUCAUUGAAGAUGUUAGUGAAUACAAUCAGGCGAGAUAGUCGAUGAAGUGAUCUAGAACAACUGGAAUAAAGUUUGAAAAACCAGAACCCAAAAAAUGGAGAGAACAGCUGAGAGUGGGGUGAGGAGGUUGGCGUUGGCAACUGGUGGAAUCCUGCCCCGUUACUCCUCUAUCGUGUGUAAUUAAAAGCGAAGGCUAAAGCAACCCUUGACGCUAGAAAUCCUGGAAGAGGCCGACCGACGAGCAGUGAGGGAUUCUUCAUAGAUUGAUAAGAACAAAAACUGUAGUGAACCUGUGGUGGACAAAUCUGCUGGUCCUUUGUGGGGUGAGGCCUGUGUGAAGCCUGUUCAAGGGGUCAUCCCUACUGGGUGGUGUAGGCUGUUACUGGGCCGAGACUGGAUGUUGCCCGGGCGAUGAGGAUGUCCUGCUGGCACCAGGGGAGCUGGAUCGUGACGUGAUGGGGUGCCGGACGAGCAAGGUCCUCCCUGAGGCCCCUGCCGACGUCCAGCUCGAUCUGGUCAAGAAAGUGGAGCCGCACCAUACCGAUGUCUACAAGAACUUCAUCCGGGGAGAUGGCUCGACGGAGAAGACGGGGGGCUCCUCUUCUCCUCACGCUAAGGGGCAGGCUGCAGCUGCUGCCACCACUGCCGCCGCCAUCCCGAAGACCGGCCAGUCACCUCCGCCUGCCGCCCAAGCAGUGGCAGGCGCACCUUCUGACUCGACUGACCCCCGGAGGAACAAGGUGGCGCGCUACCGCGCCAAGUUCGACCCACGGGUCACGGCGAAGUACGAGAUCAAGGCGCUGAUCGGGCGGGGCAGUUUCAGCCGGGUGGUGCGCGUGGAGCACAAGAGCACGCGGCAGCCGUACGCCAUCAAGAUGAUCGAGACCCGCUACCGUGAGGGCCGCGAGGUGUGCGAGUCGGAGCUGAACGUGCUGAGGCGCGUGCGCCACACCAACAUCAUCCAGCUGAUGGAGGUGUUUGAGACGACCGAGCGCGUCUACAUGGUCAUGGAGCUGGCGACGGGCGGCGAGCUCUUCGACCGCAUCAUCGCCCGCGGGUCCUUCACCGAGCGCGACGCCACGCGGGUCCUGCAGAUGGUGCUGGACGGCGUCAAGUACCUGCACAUGCUUGGCAUCACCCACCGCGACCUCAAGCCUGAGAACCUGCUCUACUACCACCCGGGCGCCGACUCCAAGAUCAUGAUCACCGACUUCGGCCUGGCCAGCACGCGCAAGAAGGGCGACGACUGUCUGAUGAAGACCACGUGUGGCACGCCCGAGUACAUCGCUCCCGAGAUCCUGGUGCGCAAGCCGUACACCAAUGCGGUGGACAUGUGGGCUCUUGGGGUCAUCUCCUACAUCCUGCUCAGCGGCACCAUGCCCUUUGAGGAUGAGAACCGCAUGCGUCUCUACCGACAGAUCCUCAAGGGCAAAUACAGCUACACUGGAGAGCCCUGGCCAAGUGUGUCCAACCUGGCAAAGGACUUCAUUGACCGUGUGCUGACUGUGGACCCGAGCGAGAGGCUGACCGCCGGACAGGCUCUUAAGCACCCGUGGAUCGUCAGCAUGGCCGCCUCGUCUUCCAUGAAGAACCUGCAGCGCUCCAUCUCACAGAAUCUCCUGAAGAGGGCGUCGUCGCGCUGCCACAGCACCAAGUCGGCCCAGUCCACACGCUCCAGCCGCUCAACCAAGUCCAGCAAGGCGCGCCGGGCCCGGGAGAAGGAGCUCCGCGAGCUCAACCGCCGCUACCAGCAGCAGUACAACGGCUGAACCUACAGAUCCAGUUUGGGCAAGGCCGGGGACAGAACCCUCCAGGGGCAAUGGUGCUGGAGUUGGCCGUGGUGGGUUUAACGGGCCCAGGAAGAAGACAGAGGGGUUGGGCACGGUGGGUGUUUGGUGGGUGCACCCUCAUGUUUCUCUGGGGGUGGAUCAGAGCAGUCUCUCUCCAUCUCCCUUCAUUGUACUUCCUGGAACCCAGAGCCAAACGAAAUAAAAAGGAAAAAAAAAGAGAAAUGACAAGACAUUGACUCUGCUCUGUUCAUGUUUGUUUAUUUGUCCCCCUACGUGGUCUGUCAUUUCCUCCUAUGUUUGUUUUUUCUUAUUUAUUUAUUGUUGUUUUAUGUCAUUAUCAUCGUCAUGGUCACAUUAAUGCCUUUAUUCCGAUUGUAUCUGUUGAACAGAGUUCUAGUUAAUGACUUAUUUUUUUUUAGGAAGGGUUAGUACAAAAAUAAAGUCAGCUGUUUUGUUCCUUCCUAAUUUUUUUGCUGUGAAUUGUUCUUAGGGCGUCGGAAUAGCACAUUCCAUGCAAUGGAAGAAGUAUACUGUACCCUAUCUUAUAUAUCUUUCAUUUUUAUUUGUUUGGCAAUGCAUGGUGUUGAUUCAUCGCAUUGAUUAUGUAGGCCAAAUUAAAAUGUUGUUUUGUAUUUUCUCUUUAAUUUUAGUCAGAAAAAGGUAAGAAUACAUUAGUGAUAGAAAAAACGUUCAUGAAACCACUUUUAUAAAGCUAUUAAAGUCUUAUACAUUGGUGGCUAUUGUGAAAUAUGUCAAAUGAAGCCUUGGAAUAUUCUGGGUCACUGAUAUUGGAUGUUGGGAAAGCCACCUUUGUGAUUCGGGGGUUAAACGGCUCUCAAACAAGUGAUAAAGGAGAAGAAACCAUUGUGGUUAAAAUCUCUUAAAAUUAUCCAGAAACUGAAAGUGCUCUUAUUUUUGCCACACAAAUUCAUGUGUCUCAUUUUGUAAUUUAUAUGUUGUUCUGAGAUAGGAUGUUGGUAAAUUUCUGAGUAAUGAAGACUACACAACAUGCCCUAGUCUGCCCUUGAUAUGAGUGCUCAAGAUUUGCUGUGUGGUUUUACUCUUUCAUGGAAUGUGGUUCAUGUUGACGGCAAUGAUCUUGUUGAAUACACUUUAUAGGAAAAAUGGGCAGGGAGCCCAAGAAUAGUUUCUGCGCUUUAGUCAUUCCAAGGUGAGAGAGGUCAAAAUGAUUUUUGAGAUAUUUCUUACCACAUUUACCCCACAAUAAUUAGAAAUUCCUCUGAGAUUUUGUUAGGAUUAAGUUCUGAAGUUUUAUUUUCAUGCAGCAGGUUUACGUAAACAUGAGAGCCCCUGACUGUGAUUUGGAUCAGAAAGAAAUAACCAUCUGGGAAAUUUAAUCACAAUUCAACAUGUGUUUAAUUUGGUGGAAAUACCCAUUCUCAUUAUUUCAGAUGGCAUUUACUUCUUGCACUGUGCAUAGUGCUAAUUUGAAAACGAUCUAUGAUUUGCCUCUGUGCACCUUAUAAGCAUCACUUUAGCUCAAUUCAGAAACCCUGCCUGGAGCCUCCUACAACUGCCCAGCUUUUUUAGAAACAACUUAAAAGUGCCCAAUUGUUUUGUAUUUUCACUUUGUGGACUACAGUAAUCCUUUUUGUAUGUUUUGGGGACACCACUGUCUUUAAACGUUUUCUAUGUAUUUGUUUUUCUUAUUCUACCAAAUGUAUGAUUUCAGAAAUCAGUAGAAGAUUGAGAGUAAUUUGAUUUGCGGGAUGGACAAAGAGUAUCAUUUGUAAUUCAGUGAAAUUUUAUGAGGCCAUUUUUGCUUUAAAUAGAAGAGCAGUACAUUAAAUGCUAGGGGUUAAAAUGUGUUCAGCUUGAUGUGUUACCAAAAAGGGAAAAUGAACAAAACCGUGCCCUGGUAUAGUACUGCUUCUAUACCCUCCGUCUUUACCAUGUUUCUAUCACAUUGCCAUCUCUGCACAAUUUUGCAUAAGGGAAACAGAAGUACAUCCGAUGAAGUCAAUUCAACACUGUCUCCUUAAUGGAAAUGUAUUUCUGUGUGUUUGUUUAUGUGUCCAUGCUUUGCGUGUGUGUGUGUCUAAAACGAAGGAUAUGCAUAUGUUUGCAUAAUUAUGUUCUGUUCACUUAAUGAUUUUUUUUUGUUCUAAAAACAGUGAAUUUGUACAGUUUCUUUGUCUAAGAGUAUUAA
This is a messenger RNA of Alosa sapidissima (American shad), 4155 nucleotides long. RefSeq names its product protein serine kinase H1 (gene pskh1). The transcript has 4 exons. Gene Ontology annotation, molecular function: protein kinase activity; ATP binding. The coding region runs from base 651 to 1964 and encodes 437 amino acids. NCBI's taxonomy places the organism in Eukaryota, Metazoa, Chordata, Actinopteri, Clupeiformes, Clupeidae. Gene Ontology annotation, biological process: protein phosphorylation. The record is from RefSeq and is a predicted model, not a curated record.